UUAUUCAGGUUUUUCUCAUCACCAUGCCCAUUGUGGAUUUACAACAGGUUUACAGGGAAGUACUGCAAAAGCAGUAGACCCCUUGUAUAAAUACUUCUGUAUCAAAGUAUGUUGCGACUAAGGAGCACUCUACUCUACUCUACGGGCACUUUUUACUUCCAUCUGCUAUUUUUGCAAGAAUGCUCUUCCAUUGUAUGUAUGACCGUAACUGCAAUUUAUGAGCCUUAUAAAUUUUUCAGCGCUAAUGACUUCGACUUUGUACGACAGUAUGUCAGCAUUAACCUUAAUCUUUACUGACAUUUAUCGUUUUAUCUUUAAUGCCGAAAAAUAUUUAUAUAAUUGCUUCGGAUUUCGCUACAACAUGCCAUGUAGAAGUCUUUAUCAGAUCGUCACUGAGUGUGGCAGAUUUACCCAACCGCCAAACCAAAACUUUUGCUUUGUGCCAUAUAUCUGAUAACUGAAUCCAUAUGGAAUUUGUUAUCGGAGGGGCAGCAGCAUGUUGUGCAGGUGUAUUUACUAAUCCUCUCGAGGUUGUUAAAACGCGUUUGCAGCUACAAGGAGAAUUAAAAAGUCGUGGUGUAUAUACAAAACAUUAUAAGAAUGCAUUCCAUGCUUUUUAUGUGGUAGCCAAAAGUGAUGGAAUUCUUGCAUUACAAAAAGGAUUAGUACCAGCUUUAUGGUACCAGUUGUUUAUGAAUGGUGUGCGACUUGGAUCAUUUGAUUUUAUGCAGAAAAGUGGUUUAAUAGUAAAUGCUAAAAAUGAAGUUAGUUUUCCCAGGAGUGUUGCUGCUGGUGCUGCUGCAGGUUGUAUUGGAGCAUUAGUGGGAAGUCCAUUUUAUAUGAUUAAAACACAGCUUCAAGCUCAGUCAUCAUCUGUAGUUGCUGUUGGAUUUCAGCAUAAACAUCAAGGAAUGAUGGAAGCUUUUAGAUGUGUUAUUAUUCAGCAUGGUCCUUUAGCAUUGUGGAGGGGAGCCAGUGCUGCUAUGGCUAGAGUAACUUGUGGAUCAGCUGCUCAAUUAGCAACAUUUUCAAAAUCUAAAUGUUGGAUUGAAAGUUUGCAGAUAUUCAAGCCUGAUAGUUGGUUAAGUGCUCUUGCUGCCAGUAUGCUGGGUGGAGUAGCAGUAGUUGUCUGUAUGACUCCAUUAGAUGUAGUUUCAACACGUGUGUACAAUCAAGGUGUAGAUAGCCGUGGGAAAGGCCUCAUUUAUUCUGGUUUAUGGGAUUGCAUUAAAAAGAUAAUGUCUUCAGAAGGAUUUUUUGGGUUCUAUAAAGGCAGUACAGCAUCUUUUUUACGUACAGGCCCACAUACAGUACUUUCAUUAAUGUUUUGGAAUGAAUUUCGUAAACUUUACAAAAGCUAUGAAUUAAUUAAUGAUUUUCAGUGAAAGAAAUUUUCUUAUGGUGUUUAUAUCUAGAAUAAUUACAAGGUAAUGACAAUUGAUUAAAAUAAAGAAAAUUAUUAGUACACGGACGUGUAGGUAUACAUGUGUAAUUUACAUAUGAAAAUCUGUAAGGAAUGUAAAAAUACAAUAACUUGUUUAAUUAUGUAUGAAGAUCUAUAUAGAGUUCAAAAAUGCUAUUACUAUUUAAAAAUAUAAAUGUGAUUAGUUAUCAUACCCAUAGUUUAUUUACUUGUUUGUAUUCAACCCUUUAUUAGCUGCAGGUUUUAGCAUACUUAAAUUUUGCUGUAGUUAUUAUUAUUAUACUUAGUUUGUGCUAUUGUAUGAGGCAACUCUUCUUCUGAAUUAAGUUAGAGUCUGCUGUUUCCAACUGCUUCUAUUUCACAAUGGAGAUCUGUAUAUAGUGCUUAUAGAAUCUCAGUAUCCCUAUCAUAAAUUGUUAUGAUUUAAUAUGAAGUAAUGAACUCGUCUGGAUGUUAAUGUUGAAUAUUAUUUGAUGUUAUUUAAUUGUUUAUGUUUUUUUGUAUUGUUAAUGUUGUAUUACAGUAACCCCCUUUAAUAUGAAUUUGCUUAAAGUGAGCACUCGGUUAACAUGAAUAAAAUUUUGGUCCUGGCCAGGAUGUACGUGAUUGUAUAGGAAAUUUUAUCAGUUAUUGUAAAUUGCAAACAGUUUUUUUUUUUUUUUUUUUAAGUUUGUUGCAUCAUGAAUUUUUUUAUUUAACAUGAGCUUUCAAAAAUUUUCAACUUAGUUAAUGUAAAGGUUCACUCUCUCCCCAAUGCAGUAAGUUAUCUUCAGCCUUUGGAUCAUAGCGUUAUUGCUCUUAUGAAAAAGUCUUAAGCUGAAAUUUGUGCUGUUGAAAAGGAGAAAGGAAUGCUGACUUGGAGUGUGCUUGGUGCAAUAAAAGGCAUUGCUCUAUUCUAGAAAUCCAAUGCAUACAGAACUGCUUUUGCAGAGUAUGGAGACAUAAAAACGCUAAAAUCUUGUUAAGGAGCUAGACGAUGACAAUGAUACCACUUUACCUAAUGAAUGGAAUAGUCUGUAAGAUGUUGCAAACCCUGGCAUUAGUUUUGAGGAGUUUGCAGAGUGCAGAUGACACUGUUAUUUUAUGUGUGGUAUUGGAAUGUAAUGUACAAGCAGUCAUGUCUGAAGUGCAAGAAAUGUCAUCUAAAGAAAGUGAGUCAACAAUGUCAUUCUGCCAACCUGGCUAGAAAAUGUUACACACCUUGGAUACUGUAGAACAUUUUGCUGAAACAUCUGAAUUGACCAUUAGCUUUAUGGAAGCCAUGAGUACAGUUGGCCAUGAAGUUACUGGCACAUUUAAAAGAUGUUUUUUAUUGUCUGUGACAGUGCAAUAUACAAGAGUUUUUUUAACCCCCCCCCCCAAAAAAAAAAAAUUCUGUGAGCACAUUUUUUCAAGUUUUGGUACUGUAAUUCAUGUAGUAUUGUAGCAUUUUCCAUGCCGAUAUGUAUAAUAUACUGUAUGUACCUAUAUACUGUAAAUAGUUAAUACAUAGAAAAUACUAUUCCAAAAAUAAAAUUUGAUUCACUAGUUAA
This is a messenger RNA of Stegodyphus dumicola, 2955 nucleotides long. Its product is annotated as solute carrier family 25 member 35-like. The record is from RefSeq and is a predicted model, not a curated record. NCBI's taxonomy places the organism in Eukaryota, Metazoa, Arthropoda, Arachnida, Araneae, Eresidae.